Priapulus caudatus is the source of this 10589-nucleotide messenger RNA. Its product is annotated as usherin-like. Gene Ontology annotation, molecular function: protein binding. The record is from RefSeq and is a predicted model, not a curated record. Lineage: Eukaryota; Metazoa; Priapulida; Priapulimorpha; Priapulimorphida; Priapulidae.
UAUGUUUGUGUUCGUAUUGUUGUGUGGAAUGUUCUUAUUAUUACCGGCAAAUAACGUUAUUAUCACGUCAAUAGUCGCCAUGAUAAUGUGUUAGAGGAUCACCUGAAUCUGUGAGCAAAGAAGUGAUCGAACUGCGGAUAGUCGUGUGUGGUUCGCUGGUGAUUGGAUUUUUGUUGUUGGUUACCAACCACGCUGGCACGCUGCCUCUGGUAGUGGAGGCAGGCAGAGCAAGACUUGUGAGCAAGAUGCGAUAUGGACACCGCUCUCCUCACGCUGUCGUGACGCCGGCGCCGCGACCCCGGCGACCUCACAUCCCUGCUGCCCGCGUCUACCUCUUCCUGUAUCUCCUCUUUCUCUUCCUGUUCCUUUCCUGGUUUCCCCGCGUCGCCGCGCAGCCACCCGCACAGCAGGAGGCGCGGAAGUUUCCGGAACUCUUCAACGUCGCGUACAAGGGCGAGAUCGCGACCAAUCCGACGGACGCGACGUGCGGGGUUCCGUCCCGCAGCCAGUACUGCCGCAGCUCCCGCCUCCCAGAGUCCGUGCGCACGUGCUCGCGCGCUAACUGCCUGCAGGACUGCGCGCACCGUGGCGCCCUCCCACCGGCGAUCAGCGCCCUCUCGCGGGCGUCGUCGCCGUCCGACGACUGCCCCGUGCCGGAUUUCGUCAACAGGCAGCCGUGGAGCCGCCAGGGGGCGUACUCGCACGCGUUCGCGGCGGGGGCGCCGCGGUGCUUCCUCAGGGUGGCGCUGCCUGCAUCGGCGGGCGACGCGGCAUUCACGGUGGCCGUGUGGGUGAACCAGGAGGCAGGAAACGUAGGGACUGUGUUGGAGAAGAGAGCGGGUGACGUCACCGUGUUCACUGUGGUUGUCAGCAACAGUCGCGUGAUCAUCCACUACAGAGCGGAGGAGAGCGAGGACAGACUGCAUGUUGUUGGCUUCGAGGGAGGCGUCGGCGCGAACACGUGGACUCACGUGGCUCUGCAGGUCUACGACACAUACGUCUCGUUGUUUCUCAACGGAACGACGGCGGGCGGCAACACGUUUGACACAAGGCUGUUGGAUGGUCAGGUGUUGGACGUAGAUGGCGUGGCGACGAUCGGACAGAAUGCAGACGAGUCACAGCAGUUUGUCGGUCGGCUUCAGGACCUGCGAUACUUUCAGACGGCGUUGUCAAACAGAGAGGUCACCGAGGUCAUCGAGGGGGAGCUUCCGGCGGUGCACUCGUUGCCGGCAUGUCGCUGCCCCGCCUCCCACCCGCGCGUCCUCCCGCACAACGACCGAUUCUGCAUCGCCAACGGCGUCCCGGACACCAGCCUCGACACGGCGCCUCGUCUCCACGGCAACGCGCACCCGCUGCAGUACGCGAACGAUGGUGACUCGAACAGCUUCUGGGUUUCAUCGUUCCUCGACCAGGUCUCAGUGAGCCUGCGCAUGAAGAACGGCCAGUACCAGGUGUUUUUCGUCAUGCUACAGUUCUACAGUCCGCAGCCGCGGGCCGUCAUCGUUGAGAGGAAGACGUCGCCGCAGUCUGAGUGGGAGCCGUGGCAGUACUAUGCAGACGACUGCAUGAUGAGGUUUGGACUGCCCAACAGGGGGCAGCUGCGUGGCCCCACUGACAUCAACUGUCUGCAGUAUGAGACGGUGAACGGCAGUGCUUCAGUGCCAUACUCUAAAGGCAACAUCACCUUCAACCUGUUGUCACCGGACCCACCGGCAAGACCCUCUCACAACAUCUUCUACAACUCUGUCGAGCUGAAAGAAUUUGUCAAGGCCGUCGAGGUCAGAGUGAGGCUUCAGGGACAUUUCUACGUUGACCCCAGCAAUGACCUCUCCAGACACCGUUACUUUGGUCUAUAUGAGUACAUCGUGACAGCCAGGUGUAACUGUCAUGGACACGCAGAGAGCUGUGAUGAAGACGCUGUGCCGUACAAAUGUCACUGUGAUUCACGGAGUCAUACGGAAGGUGUACAGUGUGACAGAUGCAUGCAGAUGUAUAACGACAAGCCCUACAGAGAUGGAGAUCAGAUCAACGCGUAUCCCUGCAAGCGGUGUGAAUGCUUUGAGCACGCGCAGGCCUGCUACUACAAUGACACUCUCGACCCGUUCCCUCACCACUACCACCUCGGUGGCGGUGGCGUAUGUGUCAACUGCCAACACAACACAGAGGGCAGGCAGUGCGAAUCCUGCAAUGUAAACUUCUUCCGUCCGAUCGGCAAGGACAUGACGGCGGUGGACGUGUGUCAGCCGUGCGAUUGCUCGGCUGUAGGAGUAGACGGAACGGACCUCACAUGUAAAAAGGUCGGCGGGCAGUGUAAGUGCAAGGAGAACGUCGACGGUCGUAGCUGCGACGUGUGCAAGCCCGGAUUCUUCAACCUCCGCUCUUCCAAUGCGUUCGGAUGCGAGUCGUGUGGAUGCGACGCCAGCGGGGUGAUGCGCGGAAACAUGUCCUGCCAUCAGAGCAAUGGCCAGUGCCAGUGCAAACCCAACGUCAUGGGUGUGAAGUGCGACCAGUGCAAGUAUGGUUACUACGACCUCGCUCGCUCCAAAACAGAGGGCUGCAGUCCGUGUAACUGCAAUCCUCUCGGCUCGUCGAUGAUCUACUGCGAUCCGAUAAGCGGACAGUGUCUGUGUAAGGGCAACAUCACGGGGCGCAUGUGUGACGAUUGUCACAGUGGUUUCUACGGAUUCCAAGGUGGCUGCCGGUUGUGUGAUUGUGAUGCACUAGGAACCGAACCUGGCACUUAUUGUAACAAGAACUCGGGACAGUGCGUGUGCAAGGUGAACGUGGUCGGUACGCGGUGUGACGAGUGUGCUGAUGAAUUCUGGGACCUGGGCGGCUCGCCUGCCCUCGGCUGUCUCAGCUGCGACUGCAGCAGUGCGGGUACAGUCAACGGGACGACCUUCUGCAACAAGACGACGGGAACGUGCGUCUGCAAGAGCAGCGUCGUCGGCAAGGAGUGUAACCGCUGCCAGCAGAACAGCUGGGGUCUCUCUAUUGGUAACGAUAACGGCUGUGAGCCGUGUGACUGUGAUCCGUACGGCACGGAGGGAGGCGACGUGCCCGGGAACAACCUGACGUGCGAUGCAAACACGGGGCAGUGCGCCUGCAUGCCCGAGCGCAUCGGACGCACGUGCGACAACUGCGCGAGAGGUUACUUCGUGAAUCAGCGCGGGCGAGGCUGUCUGGAGUGCGGCUGCAGCUUCCUGUCCACAGUCCAGGGCACAACGUGCGACUCGCUGACCGGCCAGUGCGUGUGCGUGGAGCUCGGACGCGGCGUGACGGGGAAACGCUGUGACCAGUGCAUGCCCGGCUACCACCACUACGAUCGCGGCAUUGGCAGGUGUCAAUCGUGUAACUGUGACCCGGCCGGCAGCGUGAACCUGACCUGUAUCCGCAUCGGCAUGUGCGACUGCAAACCCUACACGACGGGAAACAAGUGUGACACGUGUGUGACCGCUGCCAGCAACCUCGACAUCACAAACCCGUUCGGCUGCAGCAAACGUCCGUCGCAGCAGCCGCCGCCGUAUUACACCGUCCUUGACCCGAUGACCCUGCAGAUCAAAUGGAGCGAGCCGGAUUACCCGAAUGGCUUCAUCAAGAACUACUACCUGCACAGAGAUGGUCUUCUUCGCGGAGGCAACGACUUUGCCGUGGCGUCGCGGCUCCGCAGCUCCACCACCAUCGUCCUGACCCCGCCCGGCGUUCCCGAGGGACCGUUCCCGUUCUCAGUCUCGGACGUCGGCGCUCGCUCCGCGACCUUCAACUGCCGCGGACAGCGCGCUGUCGACGGUCGCAUCGUGAUGUACAUGAUCGCGUCGACCUCCGUGCGUAGCUACCCGGACGAAGUCGUGCACUGGAGCGGGGACGGUGAGGAGAGGUUGGCCGUCGUCGACAUGCUCGUGCCGUUCACUAACUACACGUUCACGGCGGUGGCGUGCACGACCGGAGGCUGCUUGCACAGCGAUUCGGUUGCCAUAACGAGCGUGGAGGCAGUGCCGCAGGGGCAGCGGCCGCCCAACAUCACCGCGCUCAGUCCGACCGAACUCUGCGUCUUCUGGGAUCCGCCGGAUGAACCUAACGGAAUCAUCAUCUUCUACGAGCUGUGGUUCCGCGGUAAGAAGGUCGACAUGCUGGGUAACCGCGAGCCGGCGGAGACGCGAGUGUUUCACCCGGCGGGCUGGUUCAACCCGCGCCGCCCUGGCGCCGCUGCUACGGUGGCGCCCUCGCGCGGGGACGACGACCCACUGGAACCGCCCGCGACCAAUUACACGAUGGCUGGCCUGCGACCGUUCACAGAGUACGAAUUCCAGGUCAUUUCCGAGAAUGGUGCAGGGAAGAAAGCAAGCAUUUGGAUCAGUGGCAGGACAGCAGAAGACGUUCCUCUGCACGUAGACGCGCCUGAGAUCGUCGAUAUCUCCAGCGUGGCCGUCAACAUCUCGUGGAUGCCGCCGCGACUGGAUGAGAUGCAGGGCUUCAUCUCUGAGUACCGCAUCUAUCACUACGUCGACUCCAACGUGGAGUUUGCGCCGCCGAAAUACGCCCGGCUGAUAUAUUCAUCAACCAACAAUGAGACUACGUCAUACGUCGCUAGCGGCUACAGACCGUAUUCCGAACACAUGUUUCACAUCGGCGUAUGUAACCAUGUAGGCUGCGUUAACAGUUCAGUCGUCACAGGCAGGACCAUGGGAACGGCUCCGGACCAGCUGCUGCAGCCGAGGGGCGAGGGACACAACGCCACUGUCAUGGAGGUGGAGUGGGAGCCGCCACUGCAGCAGAACGGACCGGCGCCCAUCUACACGUUGACCCGCACCGUGGCUUCGUUCAGUUCGCCGCCGCCGGCUGUGGAGAACGGGAAUCAUUUCACGGGGAGCGGAUACUACAUGUUUAACCACACGGUGCUGAAGGAGAACAGUCCGUUCACGGGCAUAGAUCUAUACUUUAAAACAAGACACAACACUGGAUUGAUAUUUUACGCAACUUCCCCGGGAACCCAGGAGGAAGUGUUAGCUGUCCAGUUGCAAACCAAUAGACCAUACUUCCUAUUCGAUCCACAAGGGUGCUUCAUGCAAGUUACACCGGUCAACGACGAAGGAAUUCCUUACAGCGACGACACGUGGCACCACCUAGUGGCUAGAAGACACGGCGACUAUGGAAACAUCACGCUUGAUGAUGUGUUCUUUGGAGAUAAGAUUUCUAACUGUGACUCUGGCAGUAUCGUUGGUACAAACACGGGCGUUUACAUCGGAGGACGUCCGAGUAAUUUCGACGACAAGCGGAUUCCGCUCGCUAACGGAGACUAUCGUCUGCAGGUGACUAACUCCAACUAUCGUGGCUGCCUGCGGGACGUCAAGCUGCUAGUGCAGGUACAGCCGGAGGAAGUCUGGAUGCCUCUUGACUUCAACGAGGCCGUCAUCAACGAGAGGAUGCUGCCGACGUGGAACGGCUGUCCCACGGACACGCAGCCCGGAAUUCACUUUCUCGGCAGAGGUUACGGACACUUCCAGGCGCGAUUCUUCAUGAGGUAUCAGGGCGACCGCAGCAGUUACUUCUACUCCUUCGAGCUUCGCACGGAGGAGACUUCGGGAGUUCUCCUGUACAUGCACGCCUCCACUGGCGUAUACUGCUUCCUGCAGAUCGUCGACACAAAGCUAGAACUGAAGGCGAAAGAUCAAACCGGAUUCGAGGUCAACAUGCUGCUAGACCCGGCCAAUUUCGGAAUCUCCAUAUGCGAUACAAAGUGGCACAAAAUCGCAAUUAAUAAAACGGUCCUCGGCGUUGAGUUGUCCAUCGAUGGCAACAAGCCACCGAUGGUGUACAGUCGAAUCAAAGAUGAGGAGAGGUUUCAAAGAUUUCAAGAGCUGUACAUCGGAGGCAUACCUCCAGACAGCGUGGAGGUCCAAUACGCUGAACAGGACAACUUCAAACCUGUCAAUGGGUUCUCCGGCUGCAUGAGAAACAUCCAGCUUCGGAAGAGAGUGCUGAACUUUGUCACUCGCGGAAACAUCUCUCUGAACGUCGACCUUGAAGGUUGCCCACGAUCGGUGGCCGAACCAGUGAGAAAUUGCAUGGAUCCGGAGCCAGUGGAAAUCUACAAGGGACUCGACACGAAAGCCUACGAUCACGACUUGGAAUCUUUCUCAGAGUACAUGUAUCGUGUUACUGCUACCAAUGACGAAGGCAAUGUGACGAGUACUUGGGCCGUUGGUAGAACGAAGUAUGGAGUUCCGAAGGGCGUUGUGCCGCCGUACAACAGCUCCGCCCUGACCGGAUACGUCGCCGAGUCGAGCUGGAGACCUCCACUGGGAACGACCGGACUCAUCACCAAAUACGAGCUCGUCGCGUACAACAUGGACGACGCCGAUGCCGAUCCCGUCGUCGCCGCCUUCGACCCGCAAGAUUUCGUGGAAAAGGUCGACCCGGAGCUGUUCCUUCAAGGUCACUACGCGCAGAGGAAGUCAAAGCCGAAGAAACCUCCGGAGUAUUCCGGUAAAAUAACUGGACUGAUGCCUUAUACUAACUACUCCAUCAAACUCAUCGUGUUCACCGAUGCUGGUUUCACUGAAAGUGCCCAGGGAGACCAUAUUGUGACUGUACAAGAAGCCCCGGAGGGUGUUAUGUCGCCUGCCUAUAACGCCACACCCACGUCACUGAUGUUGUCCUGGGAAAUGCCUAAGCAUGCUAACGGGCGGAUAACCGGUUAUUUCAUCACCGUCAAUGGUCAGCUGAUAUCUAAGGGAGGACUCAUGAAACAUCAUCUAGAGAACCUGCAGGUACACACAACGUAUGACGUGUCGCUGACUGCUUGUACACAAGUCGGAUGCACAGAGAGUGAAGUAGUUGCCAUGCCGACCGCUCAGCUGCCCCCGUCACUCAUGGACUCUCCUCUUGUCACGGUCCUCGGGAACGAUUCUGCGUACGUGCAGUGGAAUGAACCAUUGCAGCUCAAUGGGAUAUUGCAGCGCUACCUGGUGAGGAUUGAGGUGGCAGAGCGCAACCUAUCUUACAUCGCCUACAACAGCUCGGACACUUUCCGCGACACCGACGUCACGGGACUGGACGCUGGAACGCCUCACGCCAUCACCGUCGCGGCGUGUACGGGGGGCGGGUGCCGAUGGAGCGAACCUGUUAGCUUCAAGACUGAAGAGGGCGCUCCAGACGGUGUGUCACCACCAGAGAUCACGUCGCCAUUGAAGGACAGGCUGGUGGUGAAGUGGAAGAAACCAACCUAUUCAAAUGGCGUCAUCACCCGGUAUGAGUUGGUGCACAACGGUCUGAAGAGAGUCUUUAAUGGUACGGGGAGAUUGAAUACCACCAUCAGGGGUCUAAAGCCAUACAGUCUGCAUCAGUUCCGGUUGUCAGCCUGCACAGAGCAGGGAUGCAGGGCAAGUGACCAGAUACAAGCGCGUACGUUGGAGGCGCCACCGGAAGGUCUUAUCAGCGUGAGUGUGCGUGCGGACGGACCCCACGGCCUGGAGGCCAUGUGGAAUACUCCUGCCGCUCCCAAUGGCAUUCUGUUCUAUGACAUCAUCGCCACGGGACUGUUUUACGCUGACAUGGGCGAGUGGAACUACAGUAUUGUUGAUGACGUGCGUGUUCUCACCACGGUCAACACAUCCAGUGCAUGGGUCGCUGCCACGGGUCUCAUCCCCGAUAGCCUGUACCGUAUUCAGCUCAACGCUAGCAACUCUGCUGGCUACCUGCUCAGUAACGUGCAGGAGCUAGAGACGCCACCGGGACCGCCGGAUGGAACAAAGCCGCCUCAGCUAACGACCUCGUCACCUUAUACAGUGAUGAGCAUGUGGGAAUCUCCCGGCAGUCCCAACACCGAUGGCACUGUGCGCUAUCAGCUACAGUAUCGACAGCCAGGGCGCAGCACCAUAGAUAUCUUCGAGGAACUGUCGACCGCUACAAGCUACUUACAGUCCGACCUUACGCCCUUCACGAAAUAUCAGUUCCGAUUAGUUGCUGUCAAUGAUUACGGUGACUCGGUCACUGACUGGGCGAUUGUCACAACCCUGGAAGACAAACCUGUAGGGGUCGACCCACCAAUGACUGACAACGUCACAUCCACCACCCUGACUCUACUGUGGGAACCCCCGUUUAGACGUCGUGGCAUCCUGACGCAUUACGGUAUCUUCCAGAACGGUGAUUUUAUCAAACAGGUAGCAGGUAACAGGACGUCAACACUCGUCGACGCGCUCAUACCAUUCACGCGGUACAGGUACUUCGUGGAGGCGUGCACCGCGGCCGGAUGCACACGCAGCCAGGAGUCCAGCGUAGUCACCACCAGCCCUGAUUCACCUGCUGGUAUCUCCGCACCCACGACCGUCGCCGAGUCUCCCACGUCCGUGCUCGUCUCCUGGAAACCUCCGUCCCUACCUAACGGAGACGUGCUGAGUUACACACUGGAGAGACGCAUACCAGGAUCGGACGUGAUCACGGAGGUGGGAAGUUUCCUACCCACGGACAACCUACGUUACGUUGACAGGUCCAUCGCUCUCUCUCCGUUCACCGCGUACGAGUAUCGCAUCACCGUCGCCAACUACGUCGGCCAGACGCCGGGAGCCUGGAGCGUGGUUACCACAAAGGCUGCAAGGCCGAGCGGCGUUCGAGCGCCCAAGGUCACCUUGAUAGAUCCCGUGUCGGUGCGAGUGAACUGGGAGGCGCCGGUGACGGCUAACGGACGGCUGGAGUACUACAUCGUGCGUCUGCCCAACCCUCGCCUCACGAUCAGGAACGUGUCCACGCUCUCCGUCGUCGUGGAUGGGCUGAUGCCGUUCAGCAAUUACUCGGUGACGGUGCAAGCCUGCAACGUGGACGGAGGUUGCACCGAGAGUCCAGCCACGCCCGUGCGCACCCUGGCGGCGGCGCCCCGACACCAGGCGCCCCCUGUGGCGACGCCCGUGUCGCAGACAAUCGUCUCGAUCGUGUGGGAGCCGCCGCGGAGUCCCAACGGACCGAACAUACGCUACCAGCUUGGCCGGCGCAAGCUGGCAGAGCCACUGAAGAACUGGACAGCAAGUGGCGAUGUGUGGGAGAAUGUCUACUAUGGUCAGGAUCUUUACCACGAGGAUAGAGGUCUGACAACAUUCACCACCUAUGUCUACAGAAUCACCGUCACUAACGCCGUCGGCUCUAUGGUAAGUGAGCCAUCUCAGCAUGUGACAACCUUUGGUGGGAUUCCCCAGAUGCCUGCCACUCUACGCGUCUCUGUGAUCGACCACGUCAGCAUCUACGUCACGUGGGACGUGCCGAAUCUGUAUGCGUUACAAGGUGAGGUGGAGCAGUACAAACUGGGAGUGUACAGCGCCGCGGACAACGCCACCGAGGUCUACGACUACGCGGAGGAUCGUAACAGCGCCACGGUAACGCAGCUGCAGCCGAGCUCAGACUACAGCGUCACCGUGGAGCUCAUCAUUAAUGGAGGCAACUCUAUUGUGAGUUCGCCCGUCGUCGUUCGCACUCUGGACGGAGCACCCGAGGGUCUGCCGUUGCCAGUGGUCAUAUCUCUGUCCGACACUGACCUUCAAGUGUCCUGGACUGUUCCCGUUAGAGCUAACGGUCGCAUUGUCAGCUACAGCCUCUUCCUGGACGGUCAGAAGAUUCCGUUAAACACGUCCGAGCCGGGAAUCACAAUCCUGAGCAACCUGCGUCCGUACAUCGUGUAUCAGCUGGAGUUGGAGGUGUGCACGGUGUACGACUGCAUACUGAGUGGCCACCUUCGUGCCACGACAGCGGAGGCUCUGCCCGAGGGGCUGGACCCGCCUGGACUCACCGUCCUCAAUUCCUCCUCCGUGCUUGUGGAGUGGUAUCUGCCGGGCAGACCUAACGGCAUCAUAGACUACUACGAGGUGGAGAGGAGAGACUUUCAACCUUGCGUCGUUCAAGUUGAGCAGGUGGAGAAACCGGAGAAGCGUAGAUGUUCUUAUGUUAGCUGUAGCAUUCUGGAGGAAAACUGCGGGGACAAGUGCUACUCUGGACAGAAGACUUGCUGUGAUAGAGUGAUACACGACAACCAGGUGUUGCACGAAUGCUGUGGCAGCAGCUAUGUCGCGCUGCGGAACCGUCCCACCGACGUCUGCUGUGGGGGAAGGUUCUACGAGAUGAUGGGGAACCACAUAUGUUGCCGAGACAGGUACAUCCAGGUAGACCGAGGAAGCACGUGUUGUCCUGACCUGAUCCAGGACAGAGUGGAUAUAGGGCGGGGAGAUGUCUGCUGUGGCAGCAUACCUCACUCUAUAAUUGUGAAGGUGGCGACAAAGCAGGAGAUUCCUCACGGUGUGAGGUUGCCUGUGGUGACGGCGGAGGGACCGACAGCGUUGCUGGUCACGUGGCAGGCUCCGUCCGCACCUAACGGCAUCAUCCAGUAUUACAACCUGACCGUGAGCAACGGCAGCGUCGUGCAUCGUCACCGCUUCACCGGCGACACCUAUACAUUCCGCGUCACAGAUCUGAUAUCGUACGGGAGAUACGAGGUCGUACUGCUGGCGUGUACAUCUGCAGGAUGCAAGGACAGCAGCCCUGUGUUUACCAGGACAGCAGAGGCUCUACCUGAAGCAGUUGCUAUCAUUGUUGUGGUUGAUUUUUGA